Ostertagia ostertagi is the source of this 537-nucleotide messenger RNA. The record is from the annotation of a GenBank genome assembly. NCBI's taxonomy places the organism in Eukaryota, Metazoa, Nematoda, Chromadorea, Rhabditida, Trichostrongylidae.
AUGCCGCACGACCUGCCAUCCGGCCAUUAUGUAUUAACGACUGAUACCGGUUUGGUGCAGCUGAAAAUGGAAAACAAAUCCUUUAAAGUACAGCAGCAGGGACGCUUCUUUAAACAGGAAUUACACAAGCUCUAUGAGCCGAUUGAUGCAGCCGGUGGAGUAGUACAUGAUGAGACUGGCAAUGUGCUGAUGAUCUACCGCCGCGGUAAAUGGGACCUGCCCAAAGGAAAGCUGGAUGAAGGAGAAGACAUUGCCAGUUGCGCACUGCGCGAGGUGACAGAAGAAACCGGCUUACACCAGUUAAAGCUGGGCGAUAAGAUCUGCGAUACCUGGCAUAUCUAUUCCCAGAACGAUAAAAACCUGUUGAAACGUACCGCCUGGUACCAUAUGGAAGGCAGUGCAACCGAACAACUGGUGCCACAGGCCGAAGAAAAUAUCCUGGAAGCACGCUGGAUCAGCACCGGCGAAAUGGCCCCGGUAUUACGGAAGACGUAUGAUGCGAUUAAAGAAGUAUUGACACUGGCCGGAACGAGAUAA